CUCGCAGACUCGCAGAACAGCUGGUGAAUGAAGAACUGAGAUUCUGAAGCAGCUUAUUUUGUGUCGUGUAGUGGAAGGGUGAAGAUCAGUGAAGUCGUGUGUCGUUCUAGCUUUUGUGGAUGCGUAGUUUUACUUCGAGAUCCUUCAAUUGUUCGUGAUUGAUCGUUUAUUGUUCGCGAUCGAUCGCCAACUGUUCGCGAACCGCGCUGUUGUCCCGUCUACAUGUUGUUGUGUUUCCACCUAUGAUACUAGAGGUUAGUUAGUGUUCGUUCGUCUAGGGCCUGUUGUAAUUGCUAAUCUAUCUGUCAUGGUUUACACUAGACAAAAGACACUAGAUCGCAAAAAAUCGGUCUAGGAUGUGUCUCUGCUAUCCACCGGAAGAUGGAAUGAUAGCCCUCAGAUGCUGCUGCUCGGUGCGUCGAGAAACAAAUCCCCAGAACGGCUCAGAGUCAACCUUCACACAACCAGUUGAACCACCUGGAGGACAGAGUGAUGCUUAUGGCAGUGGGACUGGGGUCACGAUGGUGAAAACGUUCCAGGCUUAUCUGCCCCAUUGUCACAGAACCUACUCUUGUAUACACUGCCGGGCUCAUCUCGCCAAUCACGACGAGCUCAUAUCCAAGUCUUUCCAAGGAAGUCAAGGAAGAGCAUAUCUUUUCAACUCUGUAGUGAACGUGGGUUGCGGCCCGGCAGAGGAACGAGUUCUACUUACCGGUCUCCAUGCAGUUGCUGAUAUAUACUGCGAAUGCUGCAAAACCACUCUUGGCUGGAAAUAUGAGCACGCAUUUGAGUCAAGCCAGAAGUACAAGGAGGGCAAAUACAUCAUUGAGCUGGCGCACAUGAUAAAAGAGAACGGUUGGGACAACUAGCAGCAGGAGCAAGAUGGCGACAGUUCGUCAUCACCUGUCUGCCCCGACCAGCUCACAUCCUAAACACCAAAUCAAAACCGGAUUCGAAUUCAAAUAAGAUUUGGAUUCGAAUUUGAAAAAUGGAACCAGCAUCGUUUUUAAAACAAUGACAAGCGACACAAAGACUAGGCUGUUCGAACAUCAAGAGGCAAGAAGUGUCACCCGCCAUCUUGAAGAUGAAAGUGACAUAAAGGCAUUUUCAAACAUCAAUUCAAAAUUGAAGAAGUGUCAUCUGGAGACAAAAUCAUGUCAUCGUGUCUUGUCAUCUUGGAGACAAAAGUAACAUCAACACAUCUUGAAACAUCGAUUCAAGAUGGAAGAAGUGUCACCCACCAUCUUGAAGAUGAGAGUAACAUCAAUGUGAGUUCAAACAUCGAUUCAAGAUGGAAGAAGUGUCACCCACCAUCUUGAAGAUAAAAGUAACAUCAACACAUCUUGCAACAUCAAUUCAAGAUGAAAGAAGUGUCACCCAUCAUCUUGAAGAUGAAAAUACCAACAACUAAAGACGCUAAAAGUGUCACUGCCAUCUUGUUAUCUUCGAUUUUGUUCAGUUCUGUCUUAGUCUGGUAUCAAGUUCACUGGUCUUGUCACCUAACCUAACAACCUCAAUCGGUGACCUAACCUAACUUCAAUCAGGGACCUAACCUAACCUCAGUUGGUGACCUAACCUAACUGCAAUCGGUGACCUAACCUAACAUGCAUUAUAGCUCACAUUCUGUAACAUCUGAAUGAUGAUUGUAAAAUUUUGGUACCUCAUUGAAGUUAAUAUGAUGGUUUGAGAUGAGUAUGUAGGUAUGCCAUAGAAAGUAAGUUGAUUGGAUCUAAAAUUGAAGGUAGGUUAGGUUGUAAUGCUUUUCAUGGUUAUUGUCUCAUAACAUCAUGGGAACUAACAUGAUUUUUUUGAGAUGAGCAUUCAAAGAUUCAGAACAACACUACCAUUUUCAAAAUUGAUAGGUUAGGUUGUAUAAUGUUUGAUCAUUAUUAUCUCAAAACCUCAAGGAAGUUAGCAUGUUACUCUGAGAUUAGUAGCCUAUACAAAGCAACGAAACAGUUUCCAAAAUCGAUAAGUUUGGUCAAGUCAAAUUGUAAUGUUUGAUCAUCUCAGAGCCUCAUGGGAAGUCAAUGUGAUUCUUUGAGAUGAGCAUUCAAAACAUUUCUAGCAUAUCUAAAAUUGAUGAGAGUUAAGUUAGGUUGCAGAGUUUAAUGCUAAUUAUCUCAGAGGAGUCAACAUGAUACUUUGAGAUGAGUAAUCAAGCCAAUCAACACAGGCAUAGGUUUUCCAAAAUUGGAAAGUUAGGUUGGGUUUAAAAGUUUUAAAAACUUGACAAGCACACUCUGAGUGAGACUGACAACUUGACUUCCCAUGCCUCGAGGAGAGACUAGAAAAAAUAUAAUUUGCUGAAUUAGCAGUUACUGUUCUUGGAUUGCCAUGCUUUGAAUUUGUAGCAAUUUCCAAACAGAGCACUACACUGUUUUUUUCAUAGCAUAUUUGGAAGCUCUUGUUGUCAGUCUUGUUCAGUGAAUAAAAUCAUAGAGAAAAUAUGAAAUAGAUGACACUUUGGAUAUCAUAAAGUGACACUUCUUAUGCCAUCUUUUCUCUAUGAUAAACACACAACCAUCAAACACUUCUUCAAACAAAAAUAUGAAAUAAGAUCAUCAACAUUGCAUGGCUUGUAUAUUUUUAAUAAUAGAUGAGAUGUUUUAUAAUGAAUUGAGAUGUGCUAUGAUGAUCGUUAUGCAUAUUACUAUAUAUGAUACUAAUAUUAACAAUAUUACUAAAACUUUCACUAUAAUUUAAGUUUCAGAUCAAUAAAUUAUUGUUUUACCUCUAAUUAUUAUCCAUAAAAUUGUUGUUAGUGUUGUUGAGGAUGAAAGAGUAAGCUAAUUAUUGUGAUAAGACAGAGAGAAGUGUUGGUAUUUCGUUUAAGGUAGAAAAAACGUUUUUUUUUGUUUGUGAAACAUGAUUCAUUUUAAAAUAAUUUUGCUCAAUCCAAGAAUGGAACAAUAAGUAACUCAUCAGCUGUUUCGCUCUUAGUUGAUGAUGAUUUUCAAACAUAGAACCUCAAAAAACUUUGACACAUAAUUUUAUUUGUCGAAGUUUCAUUCUUGACUUAACAAUGCUCAAUCUGUAGACACAAAAUCACUCAAUCUUCACUCUAGCAUUUUAAAACUGUUUCAUGAGUUUUUCACCUGAAUUAUUUUUUUAUAACUUUCGGGGAAAUAGUUAUCAAGCUCAAUUAACAUGCAUUUUGUUUCAUUUACAUGAAAUACACAGAAAAAGUAAACCUAGUUGUUCAAACGUCUAUAUUACUGAUUUAAAUUGAUAAGUCCUCAAAAAUACUAUUGAUCUGCUGUAGUUUCCACUAUUUAGAUUAUUUUUCACGUCCUUCUGAACUGAUUAAGAAACUAUUAUCAACAAUCAAUGCUUGUGCUCUGCUAGGGUCUAGUGAAAACUUGACAAACUCAAAACUUGACGUAGUGAAGUGUUGAAGAGUUUCAAAUAGACCUACAACAAUCCUCGGUGAAUUAAAAAUCUAUAUGCAACAUUUAAAGUACUACUAUUAAAUUUUGUAAACUUUAAAGUGAAAAAACACAGAUGGAUAACCAACAACGGAUUUAAAGUUAAUUAGACCAGUAGUUCAGAUGUGAUCACGCGUCAUUCCUGAAUUUUCUAUCCCGUACGUUCGAGAGCCAAUUUUUUCAAUGUCAAACGAAUAAAUCGUGUACCAUUAUAAUCCCAUUCCCAUUUACCUAAAUAACCCACAUAUUUAUGAUAAUAAUUGAUGACUGCCUUUUCCUACAACAAAUACCAUUAAUAGUGGCUGAUUUGUAUCAGAUUCAGGAACUAGAAUUAAUUUAUUUUCUUUAAUCCCUGGGUACAAGUUGAACAAAAAUCAUUAUGUCAGUAGUUUACCUACCUUUUCAUCUGCUGAAGGUGAUGCUCACAUGAUCCACAGACUUGUGCGUGGGUAAUUCAACAAACACCAUUGAUAGUGACUGAUUUGUAUCAGAUUCAGGAACUAGAAUUAGGUAUUAUUUUUUGUUUGUUCUAUCCCUGGAUACAAGUUGAACACAAAUAAUUAUGCCAGUAGUUUACUUACUAUGAGCUGAGGGUGAUGCUAACAUGAGUUACAGGCUUGUGCGUGGGUAAUUUCGAUGAUGAACCAUUCUUGCACACCAUGCAACAA
Molecule: messenger RNA, 4096 nt
Organism: Nilaparvata lugens (brown planthopper)
Lineage: Eukaryota; Metazoa; Arthropoda; Insecta; Hemiptera; Delphacidae
Gene: Ypel
Product: protein yippee-like 1
Exons: 6
Coding region: 357-869 (170 amino acids)
Source: RefSeq, a predicted model, not a curated record